GCGACUGUUCUUCUAUUGCACGGGAGCUUUGCCAUUCGUGACAUCCGAUAAAUUAAGAAAAUAAUUUGUGAAGCAAGAAAUGUAUACCCCAAUUGCAUAGACUAAGAAUUCUAGCGCUUUCGUAAAGGCGAAAAUAACCGACGGUAUGAUCCGAUAUUGUUAAAAUGGCCGCUGAUUCACAAUCGGAACUGCCUUUACAUUUUUCUCCAGACGCGUCAAUGAUUGUUCGGGUAAACGAUAGAUCGACAGUAUAUAAUCACGGGGCUGUUGCCUUUCAUUCGAGCUUUAAAUUCUCGCAUACAUAUCAGGCUGUUGCGCGGCUUGCUGUGAGCUAAAAGUGGCUACCCGAUCCGUGUGCGAAAAUACGCGGAAUUCGGAUUGUGUCUGUGUGUAUUUUUGAACACGGGAAGCAGACGACGAUUCAUUUCCCUGUGCGCUAAUUUGAUGUCUCGUCUUCGAGAUAAGUAUUGCGUACUUCGGACUGCAAGUUGCGACGUUUUCCAAAGAGCUUUCCUGUCGCCAGCCCGGGCAGGAAUGGCGUGACUGCCCCCACGCACGAUGGACGUCUUCAUCUGCGGCGUCUGCCACACGGGCUUCCACGACAUUGGCAAGUUCGUGGAACACAAGAACUCGCUGGGAUCGCAUGGGUGCGGCCAGUGCAGCGCCGUGUUCCACACGGCCGAGGAACUGGACGACCACACGCUGGACAACCACCCGGGGAACGUGGACCAGAGUGCAUCGGCCGAGGAGGGCCAGGCUGCGGACGACCGAGGCGUGGCGGAGCUCGAGUUGAGGAUGGAAGGCAUGGAAAGCCUGUCCCUGGUGCCCGCCUGCACGCCGGACUCGCGGGAGCUGAUCUCGUUGUCCGACGGUCGUUCGAUCGUGACGCUCACCGCAGCUGAUCCGGACCCUGGCUGCAGCCUGGAGUCGGACCCCAAGAACCAGCCGAUCAUCAUCACGGACAGCUUCUCGUUCGAAACCACCGAGAACAGCGUGGUCAACGACAUUUACGCCUGCAGCCUGUGCCAAUGCUUCGCGCUGAGUGAGGACGAGAUGCUGAACCACGUGGGCGACUGCCACGACCGCACGGUGGCCAAGGGCUCCGAGGAGGCCUUCUCGGCCUACUACCGCCUCCAGCAGCUGGCGCCCGCAGCGUUGGCGGCAGAGGAUCGCAAGGCCCUCAAGACACUUCCUGCUGAGGGCACCGGCGAGGACCAAACGACCGGCGGCGCGCAGCCGACCACGCUGCACCUGGUGGUGGAGAGCAGCGGCCCUUUGGCACCCCCCCGACGCAAGAGGGGGCGCCCCCGCAAGACUGAACAGCUCGCCAGGCCCCAGCCCAGCCCGGCGACCAAGAAGGUGGACAACUCGCCCCUGGUGCCGGCUCGCAGCGAGGACGGCCUCUACCACUGCCCGCGUUGCAAGCGCAGGUUUUGCAAGGAGAGGCACAUCCUGGGCCAUCGAUGCAUGGCCAGAGGGGACUAUGUGGACAACUUGGACAAGAAGGAGGUCCCAGAAGAAGGGACGCCCGUGGCGGGAGAGGGCGCUGCAGACCCAGGCGAGGGGGAGGUGGACACGGACACGACGGAGGACUUCAAGGUGCACCGUACGGGCGAGCGGGAGCCCUGGUCUCGAGGCAGGCAUCGCAGAGGAAGGGGCGCCGGGAGGGGGGCCCGGAGGGCGGCCCAAGGGCAGCCUCCCCCAAUGGGGGAGGCCAACAAGGAGAAUGUGGCUCGAGAGUCGCUUGAGGAGGAACCAGCGAGGGCAGAGCCCCCCGGGGGAGGCACCGAACGGAAGCUCCACUGGCGGGAGGACCCGCGCCACGUGCCGGUGUUUUCAAGGGACGAGGACCGGCUGGCCUUCGAGGAGCACCUGAACAAGGUGGACCUGAGCUGUGUGGACCACCUGUACACCCAGCACCAGGUGGCCCAGGAGAUCACCUGCCUGCCCGGAGCACGCUUGGCCCCCAAGGAGGUGUGCGACCUGCACGUGUUCUCCUGCAACGUCUGCAAGAAGGUGUUCAAGACCCAGUCACACAUGCGCCUCCACUGCCUGAUCCACACGGACCUGAAGCCCUUCACCUGCCAUCAGUGCGACUUCAGCACCAACGCCAAGGGGAACCUGUACACCCACAUGCGCAAGCACACGGGAAACUACUUCAAGUGCUCCCGCUGCGCUUUCCGCAGCUGCAACCGCAGUCACAUGGCCGAGCAUGAGGCGACGCACAGCAGCGUGAGGCAGCGCUGCCAGCUGUGCAGCAACGACUACAACACGACCAAGUCGCUGGUGAACCACGUGCGCAAGUACCACACCGGCCCAGCAGGACGCCGGUACCUGGCCACCUUCCAGAACAAGCAGCUCCAGAACAUGGCCGUGCUGCACAUCUGCCACAUUUGCAACCGCAAGUUCAAGAAGAAGGUGGACCGGGACCGCCACCUGUUUGUGCACAACGUGCCAGAGCCACCGACCGCGCACCAGUGUGGUCUAUGCGGCUACCAGGCCUCGCGCAGAGUCUACCUGGAGAACCACUACCGCAAGCACCGCCUAGUCUACGUCUGCGUGGUCUGCUGCUGCCUGCACCUGAGUGCCACUGCUCUGCGCACGCACCUCCAGAAGGAGCACGUGGAGAGAGGGGCCGCCCAAGCCGCCCCGGAGGAGGCUGCGUAUGGAGCCCAGUCUGACGACGGCAUGGAGUGCUUCGUGGCCAAGAACCCGCGGGCCGGGGGGGCGGCCGAGGACCCGGCGGUGGCCAAGGAUGCGGGGGCGCCCCUCGAGGAUGUCAUGUCCGCCGUGGCCCAAAUCCUGCACGCUGACCCGAACGAGGACAACGGAAGCCCACCCACAGAAACAGGGGAGCCGAUUGCGGAGUCGGCAGCGGAGCCGACUGCGGAGCCGGCAGCAGAGCCGACUGCGGAGCCGGCAGCGGAGCCGACUGCGGAGCCGGCAGCGGAGCCGACUGCGGAGCCGGCAGCGGAGCCGACUGCGGUGCCGGCAGCGGAGCCGGCAGGAGAGCCAGCAGCGGAGGUGGCAACUGCGGUUCCCUGGGACGCGACCUUGGAGAGCCUGUUUGCGGAGUCCAUCCGCAACAGCUGGUACCUGCCGGAGCCGGAUGGCUCGCUGUCGGGCGGAAACUAUGUGAACAUUCCCCAAGAGCUGACGGAGCGGGUCCCCGAGGCGUCCUCCCCCGCGAGCGGGGACAAGAUGCCCGGCGGCCUGGCCCAGGCGCUGGAGCAGGCGGGGCUGGCCACCCGCAACGCCGCGGGGGGACUCUGGUCCCUGUCGCUGCUGCAGUACAAGCAGCUCACCGAGGACGUGUACGCCAAGAUCCGGGAGACGUUUGGGUCGGAGGAGUGCCCGGACUGCGGCCGCCUCUUCCACAGCCGGCUGGACCUGGAGCCCCACCGGCUGACCCACACGGAUGACAAGCCCUUCAAGUGCCCCAGCUGCGCUUACUCCUCCGGUUCCAAGGACAACCUGAAGCGGCACCAGGAGACUGCGCACGAGGGGCGGACCUUCCCCUGCGACCAGUGCGACUUCGUGGCCCAGUCCCGCAGCUCGCUGUUCCAGCACAGGCAGAAGCACGCCGCCGUGGGGGUGCAGGGUCGCUGCCCCGCCUGCCAGGGGCAGUUUCCCUCGUGGCGCAUGCUGCGCCAACACCUGCUCUCGGAGCACGGCGACCUGGAUCGCCAGGAGCUCUUCAAGGCGAUGGGAGGUCAGCCGCGGGUGAUGGGCCGCAUGGGGCGGCGCACGUACAAGUGCCCCUACUGUGGCCGGGUGUUCCACCGCUCCAGCACGGACCUCCAGAAGCACAUGUGGAUCCACGAGGGAGUCAAGCCCUUCCAGUGCCCGGACUGCCCGUACCAAUGUCGCAGCCGGAACAACCUCAACGUCCACCGGCUCACCCACUCCAACGACAAGCCCCACCUUUGUGACCAGUGCGGCAAGGGUUACAAGUCCAAAGCCGCCCUCAGACUCCACACACGGACCCACGGACGUGGCGUGCUGUACCCCUGCAACAAGUGCGAGUACACGGCCACCCAGAAGUGCCACCUGAAGCGCCACCUGGAGACGCACGACAUCAUCCGGCGCUAUGUGUGCGGGCACUGCUCCUACUCGUCCAACACUGUCAACUACAUGAAGGUGCACUACAGCCGGAAGCACCGGGGAGAGGUGUUCAACCAGAACACCGUCAUGGCAGACCCCAGCUUCAUUGAGCGGCAGAGAGAUCGGGUCUACAAGUGCCUCAGCUGUUCCUACAUCUUCGGCAACAUGAACGACAUGAAGAGGCACCUGAGGCUGAAGCACGGCGUGUGCCUGGAGAACCUGAGCGUGGAGGAAGUGUCCGGGGACGUGCUGGCCAUGGAGACGGCUACCGUGGGCGCCGAGGAGGAGACGGCGCUCGGCGCAGAGGCCGACCGAGUGGAGUUGGUGCAGGAGGCCACCAUCCUGUCGCCCGGCUCGCUGCAGGGCCUAGGCGAGGAGGAGGACGGGGCGGCGGUGAGCCUGAUCCAGCAGAUGAUGGAGCAGGGGGCAUUGGACGCGGGCCAGCCAGUGAGCCUAGUGGCCGUGGAGGACACCAUCCUGGUGCGGGACGCCCAGGGGCUGGUCCUGGGGGGCCCCGGCCAGGCCUCGUACGUCAUCCACUACGUCAGCGCGGGCGACGACGAGCUGGUGGAGCAGGAGGUCGAGGUGGCACCCUGAGGACCAUUGGAAGAUGGACCCACCCAUUGGAAGAUGGCGUCCUGAGGGACCCACCCAUUGGAAGAUGGCGUCCUGAGGGACCCACCCAUUGGAAGAUGGCGUCCUGAGGGACCCACCCAUUGGAAGAUGGUGCCCUGAGGGACCCACCCAUUGGAAGAUGGUGCCCUGAGAGACCCACCUAUUGGAAGAUGGCACCCUGAGAGACCCACCCAUUGGAAGAUCUGUCUGCUACUACUUUGUCACAGUGGAAUAGACUGCACGCAGUAUGUGGUAGCACACGCAAUGACCGUUUCAUUACGUAGACUCUACGCUGGCCCGUGUUUUUUGGGCGUGUGUCUUUGGUUUGCGCUGCCUGCUCUCGAGAGCGCGUCGACGAAUAGCUCGAGACAGCCCCUAAUUUAAGACUGCUUGUGCCGUAACGAAUGAUGCAAAUGUGUGGUCGUUAGUUGAUGGACACAUUAGGAGCCAUUAUGCGGCAUUGAGUUAGUUGCCCUGGUGUUGGGCUCCUCUCUAGUAAGACUGCUCCCGCAAGCGUCCUGCCAGACGAUGCUGUACUGCACCUACCCCGAAAUAAAAUGUUUGCCAUUUC
Molecule: messenger RNA, 5290 nt
Organism: Ixodes scapularis (black-legged tick)
Lineage: Eukaryota; Metazoa; Arthropoda; Arachnida; Ixodida; Ixodidae
Product: zinc finger protein ZFAT
Exons: 18
Coding region: 559-4701 (1380 amino acids)
Biological process (GO): regulation of gene expression
Cellular component (GO): nucleus
Source: RefSeq, a predicted model, not a curated record